AUAUAGUGAAUGCAGGGUCCGGGGAGAGCGGAUAUAGUGAAUGCGGGUCCAGGGAGAGCGGAUAUAGUGAAUGCGGGGUCCGGGAGAGCGGAUAUAGUGAAUGCAGGGUCCGGGGAGAGAGCGGAUAUAGUGAAUGCGGGGUCCGGGGAGAGCGCGGAUAUAGUGAAUGCGGGGUCCGGGGAGAGCGGAUAUAGUGAAUGCGGGGUCCGGGGAGAGCGGAUAUAGUGAAUGCGGGGUCCGGGGAGAGCGGAUAUAGUGAAUGCAGGGUCCGGGGAGAGCGGAUAUAGUGAAUGCGGGGUCCGGGAGAGAGCGGAUAUAGUGAAUGCAGAGUCCGGGGAGAGCGGAUAUAGUGAAUGCGGGGUCCGGGGAGAGCGGAUAUAGUGAAUGCGGGGUCCGGGAGAGCGGAUAUAGUGAAUGCGGGGUCUGGGGAGAGCGGAUAUAGUGAAUGCGGGGUCCGGGGAGAGCGGAUAUAGUGAAUGCGGGGUCCGGGGAGAGCGGAUAUAGUGAAUGCGGGGUCCGGGGAGA
Molecule: messenger RNA, 525 nt
Organism: Staurois parvus
Lineage: Eukaryota; Metazoa; Chordata; Amphibia; Anura; Ranidae
Source: the annotation of a GenBank genome assembly